This is a messenger RNA of Schistosoma turkestanicum, 1544 nucleotides long. The record is from the annotation of a GenBank genome assembly. NCBI's taxonomy places the organism in Eukaryota, Metazoa, Platyhelminthes, Trematoda, Strigeidida, Schistosomatidae.
UCCACUGGUCGUGUUAUUCAUCCCGGUGCGUUGUUCGGUUUCAAGGUUGGAUCCUCGAAUCUACUUAUCACUUUAGCUACUCGAAUAAUGGCUCCUAUUACCCUUCAGAUGUAUCUGCAAGAUGUAGCAAACUGCAUUAACAGUCGGAACGGUAGAGGAUUGAGCCACUAUCUCAUGUGUAGUGAUCCUCAUGUAUAUAAUUCUCGUCUAGCAAUGCCGGAUCCAGAAAAUAUUGCUGUAUCGUACCUUGUAUCACCCUGGGAUGAGAUAGUUUCUGCUCAUGUGAGGUGUAUAUGGGCAAUGCGUAACCGUGAUUUCGAAGAAGCCUAUGCUUGUCAAAUAGUAUUAGUGAAGAAUGUGGCCAAAGCACUCACUGAAUUGAAAGACGACAAUUGGAUUUUGCCUGUUGCACAUGCAGCUGCUAUUGAUUUAAGGAGAUUCGCCCAUGGUUUGGACGCGAAAUUCACACCACAAUCGGAUAGUUUUAGAAAUCAAGGAAGAAGAAUGGAAAAUGCUGCACAACUUAUUUUAAGGCUAUUUCAAAUAUGUGCCAGUGACAGUCGUGCACAAGUUGAAGAUUCGAAAAAAUUGGGCAUGAUGGGUUUAGCCAAUCAAUUGUUUAAAAUUUACUUCCAGAUUAAUAAAUUGAAUUUGUGCAAAUCUAUGAUUCGUGCAAUCGAUAAUUUAAGUAUGAAUGAUCAUUUUAGUUUGGCACAACGUGUAACUUAUUGUUAUUAUGUUGGGAGAAAAGCAAUGUUCGAUGGUGAUUUUGUGUCAGCUGAUAAAUCACUGACUUUCGCAUUCGAGCGUUGUUUAACUACAAAGUGGAAUAACAAACGUUUAAUACUGAUCUAUUUAAUCCCUGUAAAAAUGUUACUUGGAAUACUACCCAAAGAAAGUCUUCUAUGUAAAUAUAAUUUGAGACAAUUCCAAGACAUUGCUGAUGCGGUCAAAACAGGAAAUUUACGUAAAAUGGACUCUGCUUUAGAAGAGCAUGAAGCUUUUUUCUUAUCUUGUGGUGUUUACUUGAUAUUAGAAAAGCUAAAGUUGACUGUUUAUCGAAGUUUAUUUAAACGAGUGUAAGUUCUAUUUGUUCUCAACCCUUUUUUUUAUAUUUGUUAUGCUUUCUUUUUUCACCUUCGCUAUUGAUGCUUUAAAAAUUCUAUUCCUACAGUUGUUAUAUCAUGAAGACACAUCUACUACCGAUUGAAGUAUUCACUGCUGCACUACAGUUAAUGGGGGUUGAAGAUAUAGAUCCAGACGAAACAGAGUGUAUUCUAGCUAAUCUCAUUCAUGAAGGAAAAAUCAAAGGUUAUUUGGCACAUCAACAACAAAAAUUAGUUGUUAGCAAAUUACAAGCAUUUCCUCCGCUUACAAGUAGUGUGGCAAGUAGUUUAAAAUGAACCUCUACUCAUUACUCUGCAUUCUGUAAUUAAUAUGAUAUUGUAUACAGACAAAUACUUUGUACAAAGUUUACCAUGUGUAAUUUUAAAGUGUGUAUAAAUACAUUUUUUUUUACUAUUAAUAUAUUUUAUACUAUUGUA